GCGGCGGCGGCGGAACAGGCUGCGCGCUCGGCGCCGACGGGUGCGCGCCGCGGCUUGGGGGAGAGUUGAGCGCUUCCCCCCCCUUUUCUUUUUCUUUUUUUUUUUUUUUCUCCUCUUCUUCUUAAACAAACCACAAACGGAUGUGAGGGAAGGAAGGUGUUUCUCUUACUCCUGAGUCCAGACACCUCUCUCUGUUCCGUCUAAGCUUGUUUUGCUGGACACUUUUUUGAAAAAGGCAAAGAAAAGGAGUUGCUUGAUGUGAAAGUGAAAUGGACGUAAGAUUUUAUCCACCUCCAGCCCAGCCCGCCGCUGCGCCCGACGCUCCCUGUCUGGGACCUUCUCCCUGCCUGGACCCCUACUAUUGCAACAAGUUUGACGGUGAGAACAUGUAUAUGAGCAUGACAGAGCCGAGCCAGGACUAUGUGCCAGCCAGCCAGUCCUACCCUGGUCCAAGCCUGGAAAGCGAAGACUUUAACAUUCCACCCAUCACUCCUCCUUCCCUCCCCGACCACUCGCUGGUGCACCUGAAUGAGGUCGAACCUGGUUACCACUCUCUGUGUCACCCAAUGAACCAUAAUGGCCUGCUACCGUUUCAUCCACAAAACAUGGACCUACCUGAAAUCACCGUCUCCAAUAUGCUGGGCCAGGACGGAGCACUGCUUCCCAACUCCAUUUCUGUGAUGCAAGAUAUACGGAGCCCAGAAGGAAGCCAGUAUAGCUCCCAUCCUCAAAUGGCGGCCAUGAGACCAAGGGGUCAGCCUGCAGAGCUCAGGCAGCAGCCAGGCAUGAUGCAGCAUGGCCAGCUGACCACCAUCAACCAGUCACAGCUCAGUGCACAGCUUGGAUUGAACAUGGGGGGAAGCAGUGUCCCCCACAGCUCGCCGUCUCCUCCCGGAAGCAAGUCUGCAACUCCUUCACCGUCCAGCUCAGUGCAUGAGGACGAAGGCGAUGAUACCUCUAAGGUCAAUGGUGGAGAGAAGCGACCUGCCUCUGACAUGGGGAAAAAACCAAAAACCCCCAAAAAGAAGAAGAAGAAGGACCCGAAUGAGCCCCAGAAGCCUGUGUCUGCUUAUGCGUUAUUCUUUCGUGAUACUCAGGCUGCCAUCAAGGGCCAAAAUCCAAACGCUACCUUCGGUGAAGUCUCUAAAAUUGUGGCUUCCAUGUGGGAUGGUUUAGGAGAAGAGCAAAAACAGGUCUAUAAAAAGAAAACAGAGGCUGCAAAGAAGGAGUACCUGAAGCAACUAGCAGCAUACAGAGCCAGCCUGGUAUCCAAGAGCUACAGCGAACCUGCUGACGUGAAGACAUCUCAGCCUCCGCAGCUGAUCAAUUCAAAGCCGCCGUCAGUGUUCGCUGGGCCCAGCCAGGCCCACUCAGCUCUGUACCUGAGUUCUCACUAUCACCAACAACCAGGAAUGAACCCUCACCUAACCACCAUGCAUCCCAGUCUCCCCAGGAGCAUAGCCCCCAAGGCCAAUAACCAAAUGCCAGUGACUGUCUCUAUAGCAAACAUGGCCGUGUCCCCCCCUCCUCCCCUGCAGAUCAGCCCACCUCUUCACCAGCAUCUCAACAUGCAGCAGCCCCUUGGGACCCAGCUCCCCAUGCAGGUCCAGCCCGCCUUACACUCCCCCACCAUGCAGCAGGGAUUUAAUCUUCCACCCGACUAUCAGACUAUAAUCAAUCCUACGUCUACAGCUGCACAAGUGGUCACCCAGGCCAUGGAGUAUGUGCGCUCUGGGUGCAGAAAUCCUCCCGCCCAGCCCGUGGAAUGGAAUGACUACUGCAGUAGUGGGGGCAUGCAGAGGGACAAAGCACUGUACCUUACCUGAAAAUCCGAACACCUCUUCUUUCCACUGAGGCAUUCAGGGAAGUCUUUUCACCGUGGAUUGCUUUGUAUAGUCAAGGCAGUUCUCCAUUUUAUUAGAAAAAUACAAGUU
Molecule: messenger RNA, 1934 nt
Organism: Eubalaena glacialis (North Atlantic right whale)
Lineage: Eukaryota; Metazoa; Chordata; Mammalia; Artiodactyla; Balaenidae
Gene: TOX
Product: thymocyte selection associated high mobility group box
Exons: 9
Coding region: 270-1826 (518 amino acids)
Biological process (GO): leukocyte differentiation; regulation of transcription by RNA polymerase II
Cellular component (GO): nucleus
Molecular function (GO): chromatin DNA binding
Source: RefSeq, a predicted model, not a curated record